UGGGUGUUAGGUGGGUUUGACUGGUCUGGUUUGGUAGGCGUUGGGUUCGUUACCUCCCUCCCUUCCCGUUCUGCCUCAGCUGCCUUUGCCUCCCUUUUUAAAGCCCCCAUCUCUUUCCUACCCCUUCAGAGAAGUCUCUUGUAGCUCUCAACAACCACCAAACUCCCAACUACACCAAACCUGAGAGAAGCUUCUCCACCUCCAAUUCUGCAUUUGCAGUUCUUCCAAUUACAAAUCACAGAUGGAUCCAUCAUCAUCUUCUUCUUCUUCUUCCGGUUCAUUGAAAGUUUCGCCGUUCGAUCUGAUGUCGGCUAUAAUCAAGGGCAAAAUGGACCCUUCCAAUGCUUCCUACGACUCAGCUGCUGAGGUGGCCACCGUCCUGCUUGAGAACAGGGAGUUCGUUAUGAUUUUGACUACCUCCAUCGCGGUGCUUAUCGGCUGCGUCGUCGUUUUGGUCUGGCGUAGAUCCGGUUCUCAAAAACCUAAGCAAAUCGACUCUCAUAAGCCGUUGCUCGUUAAAGAACCCGAACUCGAAGUCGAUGAUGGCAAGAAAAAAGUCACCAUCUUCUUCGGUACUCAAACCGGCACCGCCGAAGGCUUCGCCAAGGCUCUAGCUGAGGAGGCCAAAGCACGCUAUGAGAAGGCGACGUUUAAAGUUGUAGAUUUGGAUGAUUAUGCGGCGGAUGAUGAUGAAUACGAGGAGAAGAUGAAGAAAGAGAAUUUGGCUUUUUUCUUCUUAGCCACAUAUGGAGAUGGUGAGCCGACUGAUAAUGCAGCAAGGUUCUAUAAAUGGUUCACUGAGGGAAAAGAGAGGGGAGAAUGGCUUCAGAACAUGAAGUAUGGAGUUUUUGGCCUCGGUAACAGACAAUAUGAACAUUUUAACAAGGUCGCAAAGGUGGUUGAUGACAUCCUUACCGAGCAGGGAGCAAAGUGCCUAGUUCCUGUGGGUCUUGGAGAUGAUGACCAAUGCAUUGAAGAUGACUUUGCUGCAUGGCGUGAACUAGUUUGGCCUGAGUUAGAUCAGCUUCUGCGUGAUGAAGAUGAUCCAACAACUGUUUCUACCCCAUACACUGCUGCUGUGUUGGAAUAUCGUGUUGUAUUUUAUGAUCCUGCAGAUGCAUCUCUUGGGGAUAAGAACUGGAGCAAUGCAAAUGGUCAUACUAUUUAUGAUGCUCAGCAUCCAUGCAGGUCUAAUGUGGCUGUGAGGAAGGAGCUUCAUACUCCUGCAUCUGAUCGUUCUUGCACCCAUCUUGAAUUUGACAUAGCUGGCACUGGACUUACAUAUGAAACAGGGGAUCAUGUUGGUGUUUACUGUGAGAAUCUAGACGAAGUUGUCGAGGAAGCAUUGAGAUUAUUGGGUUUAUCCCCAGACACCUAUUUCUCUGUUCAUACUGAUAAAGAGGAUGGCACGCCACUUGGUGGAAGCUCAUUGCCUCCUCCUUUCCCACCUUGCACUCUAAGAACAGCACUGGCACAAUAUGCUGAUCUUUUGAGCUCACCCAAAAAGUCUGCCUUACUUGCUUUGGCUGCUCAUGCCUCUGAUCCGACUGAAGCUGAUCGACUAAGACACCUUGCAUCACCUGCUGGAAAGGACGAAUAUGCACAACGGAUGGUUGCUAGUCAAAGAAGCCUCCUCGAGGUCAUGGCUGAAUGUCCUUCAGCCAAGCCACCUCUUGGUGUCUUUUUUGCAGCUGUUGCUCCUCGGUUGCAGCCUAGAUACUAUUCAAUCUCAUCCUCGCCAAGGAUGGCGCCCUCUAGAAUUCAUGUAUCGUGUGCAUUGGUGUAUGAGAAAACACCAACAGGUCGCAUUCACAAGGGAGUUUGUUCAACUUGGAUGAAGAAUUCUGUGCCCUUGGAGAAAAGCCAAGACUGCAGCUGGGCGCCUAUUUUUGUCAGGCAAUCAAACUUUAAACUUCCUUCAGAUACUAAAGUGCCCAUUAUUAUGAUUGGCCCUGGUACCGGAUUGGCUCCUUUCAGGGGAUUCCUUCAGGAAAGACUUGCAUUGAAAGAGGCUGGAGCUGAACUGGGUCCAUCUGUAUUGUUCUUUGGCUGCAGGAAUCGGAAAAUGGAUUACAUUUAUGAAGAUGAGCUCGACAACUUUGUCAACAGUGGUGCACUUUCUGAGCUUGUGGUUGCCUUUUCACGUGAAGGACCUACCAAGGAAUACGUGCAACAUAAAUUGAUGGAGAAGGCCUCAGACAUCUGGAACAUGAUUUCUGAGGGAGCUUACCUAUAUGUAUGUGGUGAUGCCAAGGGCAUGGCUAGAGAUGUCCAUCGAACUCUACACACUAUUUUGCAAGAAAAGGGAUCUCUAGACAGCUCAAAGGCUGAGAGCAUGGUGAAAAAUCUGCAAAUGACUGGCAGGUAUCUACGGGAUGUAUGGUGAUGAUUAUUAUGAAAAGAAAUUGCCUGAACAUUAUUUAUAUGUAAGGAGGCCCUGCUGCUCGGACGAAAAAGGCUGGAGAGAAGGUUAGUUGUAAUAUCACCUUCUGUGCCCUUAAAAGGGAGGAAAUUAAAAAUUUAUUGUCAUCAACGCUCUCAGGUCUGUGAUUCUUUUUUAGUAUUGGAAUGUGAAGGGAUUUUUUGGUUCAUGUAAUUUUUAUGUAUACAUAAUUAUUGUAGUAGGUAUAGUAAUGGACUCUGAUUAGGUUUGUUUUCCUUGUACGAACCUGCCAAAGGAAAGGAGGUUCAAAUGACAAGCAAUUGUAGUUGUUACUCCUACGUGUAACUCUACUGAAGGGACUUAAUUUAAGUUUGGAAUCUCAAAGUGAUUGCUUCUAA
Durio zibethinus is the source of this 2781-nucleotide messenger RNA. RefSeq names its product NADPH--cytochrome P450 reductase 2-like. Gene Ontology annotation, molecular function: FMN binding; flavin adenine dinucleotide binding; NADPH-hemoprotein reductase activity. Gene Ontology annotation, cellular component: cytosol. NCBI's taxonomy places the organism in Eukaryota, Viridiplantae, Streptophyta, Magnoliopsida, Malvales, Malvaceae. The record is from RefSeq and is a predicted model, not a curated record.